Messenger RNA from Procambarus clarkii (red swamp crayfish), 492 nucleotides. Lineage: Eukaryota; Metazoa; Arthropoda; Malacostraca; Decapoda; Cambaridae. The record is from RefSeq and is a predicted model, not a curated record.
AUGUAUACAAAAGAUGAGAAAAAAGGCAAUAAAGCACUCAAAGGUGAUAUAGAAGAUAACAUGAUCAAAAGUGGAACAUCUGGUGAGAAGAGCACUAGUGGUGAGACACCAACAUGGGUUCAGAGAAGGCAAAACAGAGAUCUCAAACCUGAUGGACGUAUACGGAUAAGACAGAAGGAUAUGGACAGUUUUGUGUUUGUCUACUGCCAGAAGUUGGAGAGACGGGACUCGAGAGCUGAAGCUCGCCUCACAAAAGCAGCAGCAGCAGCUCCAGCAGCAGCAACAGUUCCAGCAACCCUAGCAACAUCACCAGCAGCAGCAGCAGCUCCAGCAGCAGCAACAGUUCCAGCAACCCUAGCAACAUCACCAGCAGCAGCAGCAGCUCCAGCAGCAGCAACAGUUCCAGCAACCCCCAGCAACAUCACCAUCAGCAGCAGCAGCUCCAGCAGAGUCAGCGAACGUGCGCCAGAACUCUCCACCCGUCCCCUUUAA